Messenger RNA from Cladocopium goreaui, 1714 nucleotides. The record is from the annotation of a GenBank genome assembly. NCBI's taxonomy places the organism in Eukaryota, Dinophyceae, Suessiales, Symbiodiniaceae.
CUGAUGGUCCAUUUGGUCCUGGAGCGUCCACGGGAAUCGGUGCUGCCGUUGCUCAUUCAACAUUGCAUUGGAUCCAACAGAGAAUCCAGCAAAAACCCCGGGCGGACGGAUGUUUCCAAAAAGCCCUUCUGGAGCAUUGCCUUCCCCAUCUACUAUGUCCUGCUGAGCUUUACCUGCAACGUGCUGUUCCUGGUGGGAUCAUGCCUUUUUUUGCCCAUUAAGAGCUCGCAGGCAAGUGUAUCCUUCACUUUUGUGGUGGAGAACAUUGAUGUGGACAAAGUGAUGACUUCCAACAAAGGAGACCUUUUUGAGCAACUUGAGAACAACUUUACAGGCGCCUUAGCUUCGGACCAGAGCAAUCGAAUCAAGCCGCAUCACACGCAUUUCCAGUGGAGAAAGACCACCUCGUGCAGCCUCGAUGAAGCGAUGCUCUUCGAUGUGAACAUCUAUCCACGCGAUGGGAAUAACAUCACUGCCUUGCAGUCCUCCUUGCCAUCUGUGCAAACCAUCUCCCAUGCCUUAAAUCGUUCCUUUGCAGCCAAUGGGAUCGACAAAGUCGCUACUGGCCAGGUUCAGGUGAACAUUGUGAACCGCCCACGCAUCAUGGAAACCUCAGUGGUUCAAAAGUGGGCCGUGGAUUUUGGCUGCACACUUUUCAUCAUUGGAUCAGCUCUCUUGGCAGCCAUCUCUGGUCUGGAUUUACUGGAAGACAUGCUCACCUGUGGUCUGAAGCUGCCAAGUCCUAAGACCCUGACCCAGGGGUACGAAUUCCUGGGAAGUGAGCCAUCUUCGACAUUGCCACCUGACGCUCCCGUGGUUGUGAGUGCUCGGGCCGAACGUCUGUUGUACCUCACCGGCGGAUUGAUCUUUCUCAUUGGCACCUUCUACUUUCAGCAUCCACAGAUGGUCAGUUCGAGAGUACCCUCCGAAGUGAUGCAAGAUGAAGACGUGUUGUAUGCUGCCAUUUGGAUGUUUAUCAUUGGAUCCAUCAUUUUUGUGUUUGCAACAUUUCUGAAUGCUUUGUCCCUGAACUCUUCGGGUCGCACCUUUGCUCAUUGGGCUGUGGCCACUUGUGGCAUCUACGAGCUCGGCGGGAUUUUGUUCGUCAUGGGUUCGGUGUGUUUCAUGCCCAAUCAGGGCUGCAAGGAGGGUAUGGAAAUCCUUGGUGCCUGGUGCUUCAUUGUUGGUGCUGCAUGUUACAUGUUGGGAGACUUUAUUGAGUUCAUGAAGACGUGCGCUCUCAUCUUUCUACGCCUAAAACAAGAGGAAGCUGCACGUCAAAUCGAACGUGCGAUGCUCUGUUAUUUGUUCCGACGGCGACUUGAAAGUGUGGGGAGGUUGACACGCUCCCGCCCCGUACCGAGCAGCAAAUCAGCUCCUUCUAGGGGUCGACGAGAGAGUUUGAAAGAGGUGGGCUUGGUAAGAGCCUUUACAGAGGCAUUGGGACAGCAGCCGAUUAUCCAAGCCCUGCAACUCCGAGAUAUUCCCAAGUUGGAAUGUGCUGGUGCAUUUGAUCGCCGGAAGGAACUGUCGGCUCCUACAAGCUCUUGGCCCAUGGCUCGGCCCAUGGUCUGAGAUGGGGGUCUCAUCCUUUGAAAGCAUGAGACAGCCUUCGUUUCAGCGAUAGCGUGAUUGUUUCUGAAACUUAGCUGACUUAGCUCCUUUGAGCAUCGGCGUCCAUUGCCCAGAUCAGAUUGGAUUUCGAGAAUUCUGG